GGCGGGGACCUGGGCCCGGGCGGCCGGUCGCGGAAGGGCGGUCAUGGCGGGGGCCCGGCAGUGGGCCCCUCUGCUCCUUUGCCUGCUGCAGUCCGCUCCAGGUCAAGGGAGGCCCCGCCUGACCUCUCCCCAGAACGUGACGCUGCUCUCUCGGAACUUCAGCGUGUACCUGAUGUGGCUCCCAGGGCCUGGCAACCCCCAGAACGUGACUUAUUUCGUGGCCUAUCAAAGUAUCACCAGGCGGGCUCUGUAUCCCCAGCGUAGAGCUGAGAGGUGCCAUGACUUGCCCAAGGAUGCUGGUGAUGGAACCAGAAGAGGAACCCAGUUCUGUCUGAACAGCUUUCCGAAGGCCAAAUAUUGGCGAAAAGUGAAAAGGUGUACAGGAACCAAGGAGCUGGUGUGUUGCCUGAUGUGCCUGGAGAAACAGGACCUGUACAACAAGUUCAAGGGACGUGUGAAGGCAGUUUCUCCCAAUGCUACCUCCCCCUGGGUAGAGUCCAAGUACCUGGAUUAUCUUUCUGAAGUGGAGCCGGCCCCGCCCACCCUUGUCUUCACCCGCACAGAGGAGAUCCUGAGCAUCAAUGCCACAUACCAGCUGCCACAGUGCAUGCCCUCAACGGAUCUGAAGUAUGAGGUGCAUUUCUGGAAGGAGGGGACCAGGAACAAGACCAUAUUUCCAGUCAGUCCCCACGGCCAGCCAGUCCGGAUCCCCCUCCAACCAGCCACAAGUGGACACCACUGCUUCAGUGCCAGGACCAUCUACACCUUUAUUUCCUCCAAAUACAGCGAGCUCUCCAAGCCUACCUGCAUGUUCCUGGAGACCUCAGCAAUCAGCCCGCCAUUCCUGAUGCUGCUGUCACCCCUGCUGUUGUUGCUGUUGGUAACUGCCACAUGGGCUGUGAUCUGGAAGAACUCCAGGGAGGUCCCCUGGUUUCAGCAGGAAAAGAUGCCACAGGCCUUGGACUUUUCUGGACACAUACACCCCAUGGCAGCCUUUCAGCCCAGUGGUCCAGAGUCCCCAGAUGACUUAACCCUCAGUCCCCAAAAAGAACUGAUCAGAAGGGUCCAGCUGACCCCUGGAGUCAGAGCCUCUGCCACCCUGCAGGCAGGGUCUGAGAAGGACAGUGCUGAGAUUGAGGAGGAGGAGGACACAGGUGACAGUGUCAGCUUCCAGCCCUACAUUGAGCCACCUUCCUUCCUGGGGCAAGAACACCAGAUUCCACGAUGCUCUGAGGCAGACGGGAUGGACUCAGGGAAUCCCCAGACUCUGGUCCACGUUGAAGGCUCCUCUGCAUCGGGUUCUUCAGACACAAGCUGGGCCAGCACCGAGGACCCCUCCUCCUGGGAUGAAGCUGGGAACUCCAGCUAUUUGGCCAAGAAGAGGCCAGGCGAUGGGCUGGAUGGGGAUGGGUGCUGGGAGCCUCUCCCACUACCUGAAUUCUCUGAGGACUCAGGCUCCCUGGAAGAGCCACCAAAAGAUGACCUCUGGGGCUCCUCAGCAGGGCUGGAUCUGGUCCCUGGGGAGCUUCCAGUUUCUCUUAGGACACUGACCAUCUCCUGGGACAGCAGCCCGGAAGAGGAGGAGGAGGAGGAGGAAGAAGAUGAGAAGGAAUCAGAAACUGAGGACAGUGGAACCGGCAGCUGGGGGGCUGAGAGCUCCCAGAGGACCAAGAGCAGUGGGGCGCUACUUGGGCAUUACAUGGCAAGGUGAGCCAGCCCCUGCUUCCCGCCGGGUCCGGUGCUGCAGCCAGGGCUGCUGGCAUUCCCCAAGGACCCAGGAUGCCACUGAGACUUGAGAGCCUGCAUACAGCAUUGAGGCACCAGAGGGUUCUCAGGGCACCUCUGGGCACCCAACAUGCAACAGGUGAGGUCAGGUCAAGUGGACAUCAAGGGCUGGCACCACCUAAGGGCUGUCUGGAUUUUGUGAGAAGGGCUGGUCUCGCCAGAGGCACUUCUGGUCUGUCAGAGCUUCAUGCCUUCCUCCAGCACCCUCUGAGUUACCUCCUCUCCCGAGUCAUGCCCUCCCAGUUCAUCAGCCCCCUGUGGGGGUGCUCAGAUGGAGAAAAAUCCAAUUGGCUGAGAGCGUUGGAAGGUAAAGAGUGUUCAUCAUUCAAAUCCCAGUCCCUGGAAUCAUGGAAUUGCACAGUCUUUCAUAUCAGACAGACCUCGAUUCAAAUCCCAGCUCUGCCAUUCACCAGCUGUGUGACCUUGGGUAAACAACCUUCCCUCUCUGAACCUCGGUUUCCUCAUCUGUGAUACCACUUGGGUGUGGUGAGGGCCAGGAAGAUCUCAGAUGUAUGUAGCACAGGGCCUGCCACAUCAUCAGUGCUCUAUAUGUGGUGGCUCCAAGGAGACCCCCUGGACUUCUCCCACCCAUAGCCCCAAACUCAGAGCGGCUGGAAGCAUUCAUCCUUCAGCCCGUCUCACUUCUAGUCUACCUCCUUCCUCCCACCUUCCAUGUCCCUCAUUCCUGGUCAGGAAACUGAGUUCUCAAAAGCCAGAGCCCCAGCCAGGGUGACUCUGGUCCCUUCCCUUUUCUCAGCCAUGGGAACUGUGCUUCCAAGGCAAGGAGCCAAACUGUCUGCCUUCCAGGGGGUGUGACUUGCUGAAUUUGGGGUGCGACACAACAGGGGAGUAGACUCUUGGGCCUGUGAUCACUGGAUGGUAUGUCUGACCUUUUGGCUGACUCUCGUGGUCAUAAAGGAGAGGUCUUUUCCCUCCCAAUUCAGAGAAACCAGUGUCACUGCAGAAACAGCCAACUGCCCCUCCCUGGGAGUACUGGUAGGUGUUCUCAAAACAACUGCUUUGCUAACCUGCGCCUAGCAGGUAAAGGGAUAGCAGAGCCGAGUUUUCACUCAUAGGACCAAGAUGUUUGUCUUGUGGCCGGGAAGCUGACGGAUCUUUGCCCUGUCACCUGAGCUGUGCCAGUUAACCUGCCAAGAUGUCUGCAUUUGUGAAAAAGGGAUCUCUGUACGUGUUUUGUCCACAGGGCUGUGGCAUCUUGAAGCCAACAUGAGAAAAACUUCGUAGAGGUUGGUGGUGCAGGGGGGUUCUCAAACCAUGCUCCCAAAAGGCUUAUGAAUCCAGGGGAGGGGACCCUUUAGGACUCUUCCCCCCGCCCCUCACUUCAACCAGAGCAGCCAUCCUAUGACCUGAUUUAGAUACUGUGACCUUCUGUGGCCUUCAGUGGCCUUCUUUGUGGGGCUUUGCUUAGGAAGGCUCCAUUGCCAAAGAAAAAACAAACCACUGUUGUAAUCAAACACCUGUGUGAAGGUGAACACCUGAAGAAGCUGCGGCCGAGUGGCAGAGGCACUUGCCUGAGUCACCACCAAGGCAUAAGGUGCCACCCAGUGCCCAAAUGUCGAAUUAUUGUGUUUGUCUCAAAGGGUGAGCUUUUUUAUUAAUCAUGGUGAAAAUAUACACAACAAAACGUUUGCCAAUUCAACGUUACAUGUAAAAUUCAGUGACAUUACAUUCUUCAUACCGUGCAAGCGUUAUUGCUGCACUUUUCUAAAUUAUUCUGCCACCAUUAACAUAAACUCAGUGUCCCUAUGCAAUCCCCCUUCCCCUUCUCACCCCCUGAUAAUCACUCAUCUUUGGUGUCUAUGUAUUUGCUUAUUUCAUGUAAAUGAGAUCAUACAGUAUUUGUCCUUUUGCAACUGAUUUGCAAAGUUCAUCCAUGUUGUGGCAUGCAUCAGGACUUCAUUCCUCAUUGUGGCUGAGUACAAACAUACCUCGUUUUAUUGUACCUCACUUUAUUGCACUUUGCAGAUAAUUGCGUUUUUUACCAAUUGAAGGUUUGUGGCAACCUUGCAUCAAGCAAGUCUAUCGGUACCAUUUUUCUUGGAGCAUGUGCUCACUUUGUGUCUCUGUGUCACGUUUUGGCAAUUCUCACAGUAUUUCAAACUUUUUCAUUAUAGUUAUACCUGUGAUGGUGAUCUGUGAUCAGAAUUUGAUGUUACACUGUAAUUGUUUGGGGCAUCACGAGCCACGCCCAUAUAAGAUGGUGAACUUCAUCGAUAAAUGUCUGUGCUCUGACUGCUCCAGUGACUGGCUGUUCCCCAUCUCUCUCCCUCUCCUUGGGGCUCCCUAUUCCCUGAGAUAUGACAAUAUUGAAAUUAGGCCAAUUAAUAACCAUACAAUGGCCUCUAAGUGUUCACGUGAAACGAAGAAUUGCACGUCUCUCACUUUAAAUCAAAAGCUAGAAAUGAUCAAGCUUAGUGAGGAAGGCAUGUCAAAAGCCAAAAUAGGCCCAAAGCUAGGACUCUUGCGCCAAACAGCCAAGUCGUGAAUGCACGGAGAAGUUCUUGAAGGAAAUUAAAAGUGCUACUCCAGUGAACAUAUGCGAAUGAGAAGAAAGCCAAACAACCUUACUGCUGAUAUGGAGAAAGUUUUAGUGGUCUGGACAGAAGAUCAGGCCAGCCACAACAUUCCCUUAAGCCAAAAGCUAGUCCAGAGUAAGGCCCUAACUCUCUUCAAGUCUACGAAGGCUGAGAGAGGUGAGGAAGCUGAAGAAGAAAAGUUUGAAGCUAGCAGUGGUUGGUUCAUGAAGUUUAAGGAAAGAAGCCAUCUCUAUAACAUAAAAGUGCAAGAUGAAGCAGCCAACUAUGCUGUAGACCUGGCUAAGAUAAUUGAUGAAGGUGGCUACACUAAAGAACAGAUUUUCAAUGUAGAUGAAACCCUUAUAUUGAAAGAAGAUGCCAUCUAGGACUUUCAUGGCUGGAGAAGUCAAUGCCUGGCUUCAAAGCUUCAAAGGAUGGGCUGACUGUUUUGUUCGGGGCCAGUGCAGCUGGUGACUUUAAGUUGACGCCAGCACUCAUUUACCAUUCCAGAAAUUCCAGGGCCCUUAAGAAUUAUGCUAACUCUACUCUUCCAUAAAUGAACCAAUAAAUUCUGGAUGACAGCACAUCUGUUUGUAACAUGGUUUACUGAAUAUUUUAAGCCCACUGUUGAGACCUACUGUUCAGAAAGAUUCCUUUCAAAGUAUCACUGCACAUUGACAAUGCAGCUCAUCACCCAAGAGCUCUGAUGGCGAUGUACAAGGAGAUUAGUAUUGUUUUCAUGCCUGCUAACACAGCAUCCAUUCUGCAGCCCGUGGAUCAAGGAAUAAUUUUGACUUUCAAGUCUUAUUAUUUAAGAAAUACAUUUCAUUUUUUUAUGGCUGCCAUAGAUAGUAAUUCCUUUGAUAGAUCUGGACAAAGUAAAUUGAGAGUCUUCUAAAAAGGAUUCACCUUUAUACAUGCCAUUAAGAACAUUCCUGAUUCAUGUGAGGAGAUAAAGAUAUCACCAUUAACAGGAGUUUGGAAGAAGUUGAGUUCAAUCCUCAUGGGUGAGUUUGAGAGGUUCAAGACUCCAGUGUGGUAGAAAUAGCAAGAGAACUAGAAUUAGAAGUGGAGCCUGAAGAUGUGACUGAAUUGCUGCGAUCUCCUGAUAAAACUUUAACAGAUGAGGAGUUGCUUUUUAUGGAUGAGCAAAGAAAGCAGUUUCUUGAGAUGGAAUCUACUCCUGGUGAAGAUGCUGUGGACAUUGUUGAAAUGACAACAGAGGAUUUAGAAUAUUAUAUAAACUUAGUUGACAAGGCAGCCGUGGGGUUUGAGAGGAUUGACUCCAAUUUUGAAAGAAGUUCUACUGUGAGUAAAAUGCUAUCAAAUAGCAUCGCAUGCUACAGAGAAAUCGCUCUUGAAAGGAAGAGUCAAUUGAGGCAGCAAACUUUAUCGUUGUCUUAUUUUAAUUGCCACAGCCACCCCAGCCCUCAGCAGCCACCACCCUGAUCAGUCAGCAGCCAUCAACAUCAAAGCAAGACCCUCCACCAGCAAAAAGGUUAUGACUCGCUGAAGGCUCAGAUGAUGGUUAGCAUUUUUUAGCAAUGAAGUAUUUUUUUAAUUAAGGUAUAUGUAUUGCUUUUCUUAAACAUAAUGCUAUUGCAUACUUAAUAGACUACCGUAUAGUGUAAACAUAACUUUUAUAUGCACUGAGAAAUAAAAAAAAAAUUCGUUUGACUCGCUUUAUUGCCAUAUUCACUUUAUUGCGGUGGCCUAGAACCAAAUCCGCAAUGUCUCCGAGGUAUGCCUGUAAUAUCCUUUUGUAUGCAUAUACCACAUUUUGUUUAUUCAUUCAUCUUUUGAUGGACAUUUUGGUUGUUUAAGGAUGAGAUAUUUGAUGUCUACCCAGCUGGACCAACCCCUGGCCCUUUGGCCAUGUCAGCAAAGGGCCUAGGUCUCAGCCAGGAUUUCCAAGAGGCACUGAACUGGCAGGAAGUCUCCACCACUGCCAGGGCGCCCUCUCUCUUUUUCUUUUUCUCUCUCUCUCUGUCACACACGCACACACAUGCGCGCACGCACACACACACACACAUACAUCAUCGGUUUCACCUGCAAUGAGGCCACAUCACUGAGCUCAGAGGAGGAAGAACAAGCGAAACCACCAAGGUCGGGAAGGCUGUGACUCAGGGCCACCUCCCAAGGAAAUGCCCAGUGCAAGGCUGAUGUUCUUCCUGAGACCUACCUGAGCUGCUUCAUGGCAGUCACUUCAGAAAAACUGAAAGCUGUCAUCACUGUUGUCAGACUUGUGUGACAUAAUUGCUUUAUUCUUAAGCCUUGGUAUUUUUUUGUUUCACUGAGGUAAAAUCUACUCAAUCUUUACUGUUUUUUAAGUGUACAAUUCAGUGGCAUUGAGUACAUUCACAGUGUUGUGCCAACAUCACCUCUCUAGUUCCAAGGCCUUUUCAUCACCCCAAAAGCAAAUCCCAUACUUGAUAUUUUUUUAAAGCAUUGUUUUCAAAGUUGCAAAUUUCUGAUGUAGGCUGAGCUUUUUAGUAAUUCUGAAUUCCAGCUCCUUUAUGUUUUAGUAAGUGGAACAAAAAAGAGUGGGAAGCAUUAGAAAAGAACGUGAUAAUCUAAUUUGUUAACGUGUGUUCAGCACUUAGCUGUUUACAAAGUCCUUUUGCAUAUACAAGGGCAGUUCUUCACAUGGGCUCCUGGCCGCAUCUGAAGACUCUCAGGGAAAGAAUCGGUGGUGCCUUACCUCGGAGCCAUGUGUGUAAUUCUCUGGAGUACCUGAGGAGGUUCUAUGCUCUUAGGUAUUUGUAUCUAUUUCUAAUUUUUUCUGUUUAUAUUAUAUUUAAAUAAUAUCCUAAUGCUUGUUAGUAUCUACUCCAAACUAUUUUAAUAAAGAACUCUGUUUUGAGAGAAAAAGGCACAAUUGAAGGGAAAA
This is a messenger RNA of Loxodonta africana (African savanna elephant), 7212 nucleotides long. It is a transcript of the gene IFNLR1, whose product is annotated as interferon lambda receptor 1. Gene Ontology annotation, molecular function: cytokine receptor activity; protein binding. Bases 44 to 1711 code for a protein of 555 amino acids. Lineage: Eukaryota; Metazoa; Chordata; Mammalia; Proboscidea; Elephantidae. Gene Ontology annotation, cellular component: plasma membrane. The record is from RefSeq and is a predicted model, not a curated record. Gene Ontology annotation, biological process: cytokine-mediated signaling pathway. The transcript is spliced from 8 exons.